ACAAUUUCACCAACUGCGUACACCAUUUGGUGCAAUCGUUUCACUUUUCCUUGUUGACCAGUUUUCUUUAUAUAUUCGCGCCAUGUGAUCGACGAUUCGUCCCUAUAAAAUGUUAAUUAUUCAAGGCAUUGUUUAUGAUGUCAUGUUAGUCAAACGCGUUCACACAUUGUAAAUAAUAGAAAACGUUCUGAUCUAAUCACAGCAUCUACAGAUGAGGAAAUGUCUGGUUAUGACAUUGUGAGAUAUCCCUUAGAAGGAGUUUUCAGAGCAUCAGAUUCUCCUCCCAACGCAGCUAUGGAAAUCACUGAUGAAAAUGGUGAAGCGACUGAAACAUUCGACGAAGAUCUCCCUCCUGCUCAUUCAUAUCUAGGAGAUAAUUUGGAAUCUGUGAGUGGAAGAGUCAUUCUCUCUGAAGGAUCAUUUACAUCAUUACCAUUGCUUCCAAGGUCAUAUGGGACCCUCUUACCAGGACAAACUUUUCCUUUGGCAGUUCGAGAUGUAUCAAGAACAUCUAUGUUGCGGGAUUGUGUAGAAGGAAAUCACACUUUCGGAUGUGUCGCUAACAGAUACCACCAAUGCCAAGAGGCUGAUGUGGAAAUUUAUGGUACAACUGCAGAAAUUUAUGAGUUUUGCAGUGAUAUCGAUACUGUCUGUAUAAGAGCGAAAGGAAGGCAGAGAUUUCGAUUAAUAAAUACAAGAAGAAGUAAUGGAGGGUAUUUAAUUGGUGAUGUGGAAAUUUUACCAGAGAUAAUUCUUCCAAAACCAUUGUCUAAUCUUCAUUACUCAUCUCUCAGUAGAGUUAGAGGCACACAUAAAGCCAAAUGUGGGCAUCGAGAAGCACAAUUGACACACUGGCCAAAAUGGGUUUAUGACCAAUAUGAUGUGGACAAAGUUAUGGAUAGGGUGGACAAAGAGCUAUCUUUUCUCAAACAAGGCCUUAGAAAAGAAAAAGGCAGGCAAGCAUGGCCUAAAGAUCCUUCAGAAUUGUCUUUUUGGCUAGCCACACAUCUUGAUGCUGAAGAUAGACUUUUCAUUAUUAAGUUAAACAGUCCUAUUCAGAGGCUAAGAUGGCUUUUAAGCCUUAUGGGAAAGUGCCAACAACAAUUUAACUGUCAGUCGUGUAAAGUUCAAAUUGGACUCCAGCAAGAUGUUUUUGCCAUGUCUACUGAAGGUACACAGAGUACCUAUGUUAAUCCAGAAGGCUUCCUUCAUGACAUCUUGACAUUUCUUCAUGCGCAAAAUGUUGCUCUCACUUCACUACCUUCAUCUCAGUUCAGCUGGUUCCCUGGGUAUGCAUGGAGUAUAGCUGUUUGCAGUUCUUGCCAUAGACAUAUUGGCUGGCAGUUCACCUCUCUCAGUCCAAGGCUGAAACCCAAGAAGUUCUGGGGACUCACAAGGCACUCUCUUAUAACUGUACCCAAAUUGGAUAGAGAUAAGGAUGAAGAUAAUUUUAAACCUGUUAUAUAAAAAUGUUUUAAAUAAAACAGUCUCACAGAAUAUUAAUAUAAGUAAUAUUGACGUAAAGUAGUAUUGCGUAAUUAUGAAAAUACUAUUUUAAUAAUAUUUAGUUUGUUAAUAAUAUUAAAGGAUAAACCACUAAAUAUGUAUAUCAAAAAAAAAUCACAUACGUGUGAGGGUUUAAAAUUAAUAACUUGGGAUGUUAAUAUUCUAUUUUUGAUGCUUAAGUAAAAGUUUAAACAAGUUCUAUUAUUACUUACAUUUAUUUUCGACAAGAUGAGAAUAAUUUUUUUUAAUAUAUUUUUUAUUUUAUCACGUUAAAAAGAUGUCUCAUUUAUGUUAUCAAAUUAAUUUAAAUAUAUGCAUUUAUUUAUUUUAUAUAAAUAAUGUAUCAGUGAUCAAAUCUAAUAGAAUCAAUUAUUAUUUGAUGGUAGGUAAACAUUUGUUUUAUUGCCCACCAUAGUGAUGUCACUAUGAUAUCCCAUAAAUUUAAUAUCUAUUAUGUAUUUGACCUAUUCAGUUUCUACCGUUCAUACUCUGUUAACUGCAGACCAAUUUUUUUAUACUGUUAAAAAAUGUAUAUUCUGUUGUAUUUAUGUUUGAUUUCAUCAUGUACAUACCUAUAUAUUAAACAUUUACCCCUUAAAAAAA
Messenger RNA from Cimex lectularius (bed bug), 2109 nucleotides. It is a transcript of the gene ohgt, whose product is annotated as protein cereblon. The transcript has 9 exons. Lineage: Eukaryota; Metazoa; Arthropoda; Insecta; Hemiptera; Cimicidae. The record is from RefSeq and is a predicted model, not a curated record. The coding region runs from base 220 to 1467 and encodes 415 amino acids.